Messenger RNA from Rhinichthys klamathensis goyatoka, 2116 nucleotides. RefSeq lists its product as uncharacterized. Gene Ontology annotation, cellular component: mitochondrion. The transcript has 2 exons. Gene Ontology annotation, biological process: regulation of autophagy. Bases 39 to 932 code for a protein of 297 amino acids. NCBI's taxonomy places the organism in Eukaryota, Metazoa, Chordata, Actinopteri, Cypriniformes, Leuciscidae. The record is from RefSeq and is a predicted model, not a curated record.
UGUGGCUUAAACAGGGCAGUCUACCUUUUGUGAAGCUUAUGUUGACGAUAUCAUCUGAUACAACAGUUCAUCCAACAAACGUGGAAUAUACGGGACAGCUAUCUACCAUCACAGUCAUGCGUCCCAGGUCCAGAUUACUGGCUAAACGGGGCCUCCCCACCAUCAGGGAGGGCUAUGAGGAGCUGGUACAGGACCUGAACCAGACCAACAGUCAGCACACCACCACACAGGACUACUUCCUCUCCAUCUGCCAUCUGGCCCGGCCUACCUUCCCUCUGCAUGAGCCCGACUGUGACAUCCUCUCCAUCGGCCCUUUGGAUUCCCCAAAGCCCUGCCUACGACUGCAACGCCUGCGCCAGCAUCUGCAGUCUCCACUGCCCCACACCUCCACGAGCAACGACCAGACAGUUGAACAAGUUAAUAAAGAGAAAGAGACCACCAGAUCUGCUCCAUCAGAACCACUGCAGGCCCAAGCCACCCCAGAGGAGGACAACGGAUGCAGAGAUGACGUCCCAAGCCCUGCAGAUCCGCUGGAGUACCUCUACAGCCACAGAGGUGCGAUAGCGCUCCCCACCAGAAGGGGGAGCAUUCCUCCGCGUCGGCCACGCAGCGACACCUACCCGUGCUGUUCCUCGCCAGUUGACGCCCCGCGCAAGAGCAGCUGCCCAGAGAUUUGCCUGGCCGAGACAGUCACUGCAGCGACGGUCCUGCAGCGGUCACCUCUCAGCAGGAAGAAGCUGGACGACGGGGGCCUGGCUGCGUGCAGCGGCAUUCCCAACAAGCUCGACAGCGCCCCUGCUGGCUGGAGGGGAAAGAGCAGUCGCUGCAUGGACAAACAGACCAUAGUGUCCCACUGGAUCGCAGAAUGCCGCAGCGCGUGGAAGGAAGCCCGCAUUCGCGCUUGCAUGCUGCCUGCCAUCGCCGAGAAGUAAUCUGCUUUUGCUAAAAUCUCUUUCCGGUGAGGCUAAACAUCACGUAGAGUAACGUGGAUUAUUUUGGAAUUAUGACUUUGCACUUCAGGUUUAUAUGCAUAUACAUUUUUGGUGUAUUUUUAAAACCGUAAUCCUAUAGAUGGUGCCAUGUCGAUACCACACCAUAGUGUAGAGUUACCAUGAAUGUCAAUGAUAAGACUGAGUCAGUCCAGUAAUGUCCAGUCGUGAUCAAUAAACGCAUUGAUUUUUGGAUGCCUUUAACAUUGUUUAGUGAGAUUUUUGCAGGUCUAAUAUACAAUUGCAAUUGCAGUUCUAAUAUACGCAACACUAGUGGUACAGAAAUGCAUAAUAUUCACAGAUAAGAAUCUCACUUUUUUGAGCACCCGGGUUUUAGCAAAUUCGCAUAUUAGGCAGCUACUGUGAUGCAGAAUGAAUAUGCCAAGCUUCCUUGAAAUAUUAUUGAACAUUUGAUGGCAUUUCAAAGAUUUUUGGGAAACAGGUUCAGCAAAAGAUCUGACUUGGAUUAGGGUACCUUUCUCUAUAAUAAAUAAAUAUUAUGUCCAACUCUAAUUUCUAUAUAGUCUCAAACCCUUCUUAGUUCACUUUAAUAUAUUGGUAUUUACACAACAAGCUAUGAUAAUUCCAUCUUCUGACAACAAAGGACAAAUGACAUGAGAUCGUGUUGAAAACAGCCAUUAUGUUUGUUUUCAGGCCCUUGUUUUGCAGUUUAAAAAUGGAACAUGGUGUGACAGCUGUAGAGUGAACUGAGUAGUCUGGUAAGAGGAUAAAUGAUUAAAUGUCCUGGUUAGGAAUCACCUUUGUUCAACAACAGAAAAUAAAAUGUAAAAUCUGACCUACAUAAUUUUGAUAUUCACAUGUACAGUAUGGCAAAAGGCCAAUGUAGAACUGCACUGUUAUCCUGUAAGACUGUUUGUACACACCCAGAAAAACUGGUUUUCUCUGCAUUGAUUUGGUGUUUCAGUAUUUUGAGAUUGUCUUACUGUUAAAGAGUAAUUGGUACGGUUGCAUGUGAAUUUGUAAAUUAUUUUGUAUUCAUGCAUAAUACAUUUCUUUGAAUUAUUAUUAUGGAUGUAAUGAUUUGAAAGAAGAAAAUCUGUAGUACAUUUUCAGCAACCUUGUACUUUCCCCCCCACUUUUUUAAAAUUAAUAAAAUGUCUGUUUUA